Molecule: messenger RNA, 2184 nt
Organism: Solea senegalensis (Senegalese sole)
Lineage: Eukaryota; Metazoa; Chordata; Actinopteri; Pleuronectiformes; Soleidae
Gene: xpnpep1
Product: X-prolyl aminopeptidase (aminopeptidase P) 1, soluble
Exons: 20
Coding region: 166-2028 (620 amino acids)
Molecular function (GO): metalloaminopeptidase activity
Source: RefSeq, a predicted model, not a curated record
GCAGUCACGUGACCUCAAACGUCAACAACGAAAUGGCAGCCUCCUGUUUUGUAAAUUAACACAAGGUCCAGCUGGUGAAGAAGCUCUUUAAAAAUAUAUUAUUUUUUCUUGCCUUCUUCGACCCCAAAGACUCACAUCUCCAAGACCGAACCAGCGGACACAGCCAUGUCUCCAAAGAUCACUGGAGAUCUGCUGAGGCAGCUUCGCCAGGCGAUGAAGAACUGCAAAUACUUCGCUGAGCCAAUACAGGCAUACAUCAUUCCUUCUGGAGAUGCCCACCAGAGUGAAUAUAUUGCGCCAUGUGACUGCAGACGUGAGUUUAUCUGUGGAUUUAAUGGCUCCGCAGGUACAGCCAUUGUCACAGAGCAGUAUGCUGCAAUGUGGACAGAUGGGCGAUAUUUCCUCCAGGCCACCCAGCAGAUGGACAACAACUGGACCCUUAUGAAGAUGGGACUGAAAGAGACACCAUCUCAGGAGGACUGGCUCAUUACCGUGCUGCCAGAGAACUCCAAAGUGGGAGUAGAUCCUUGGAUCUAUGCUGCUGACCAGUGGAAGAACAUGUCCACAGCGCUGACCAGUGCAGGCCACUCUCUGGUGGCGGUGCAGGAGAACCUGAUUGAUGCAGUUUGGACCAACCGUCCUAAGAGACCCAGCACACAGCUCCGCACCCUGGGAUUAGAGUACACUGGUGUGUCCUGGCAGGAUAAGAUCACCGCUUUGCGAGCCAAGAUGACCGAGAGGAAACUCAGCUGGUUUGUUGCCACAGCAUUGGACGAGAUUGCAUGGCUCUUUAACCUCCGUGGUGCUGACAUCGAGUACAACCCAGUUUUCUUUGCAUACACUGUUGUGGGAAUGAACACAAUAAGACUCUUUAUUGACCCAAACCGCCUCUCUGAUCCUGCGUUGAGAGACCACCUGCAGCUGGACUCCCCCAGCAAGCCUGAGCUGAGCAUCCAGACGUUCCCAUACGAGUUGGUCUCCUCUGAGCUCCAGGCCAUCUGCGCUGCACUCGGCCCCAAGGACAAAAUGUGGAUCUGCGACAAGGCCAGUUGUGCUCUCACGCAGGUCAUCCCCAAGUCUCACAGGUCUCCAAUUCCCUACACCCCACUCUGCCUUGCCAAGGCUGUGAAAAACGCCACUGAGAUUCAAGGCAUGAAAAUGGCCCAUAUCAAGGAUGCCGUCGCCCUUUGUGAGCUCUUUGCCUGGUUGGAAAAGGAGAUUCCUAAAGGCACCGUGACUGAGAUCUCUGCUGCUGACAAGGCUGAAGAAUUCCGCAGUCAACAGAAAGAUUUUGUCGGCCUCAGUUUCCCCACAAUCUCCAGCGUUGGUCCAAAUGGAGCGAUCAUACAUUACAGACCACUGCCCGAGACCAACAGAACCCUCACCGAGAAUGAAGUUUACCUGAUUGACUCUGGAGCUCAAUAUGUUGAUGGAACCACAGAUGUGACACGCACCGUGCACUUUGGGACACCGUCUGCUUUUGAGAAGGAGUGCUUUACGUAUGUAUUGAAGGGACACAUAGCCGUCAGCGCUGCUGUUUUCCCCAAUGGAACCAAAGGCCACCUUUUGGAUUCAUUUGCCCGCGCAGCCCUGUGGGAGUCCGGCCUGGACUACCUUCACGGGACAGGCCACGGCGUGGGCUGCUUCCUCAAUGUCCACGAGGGGCCCUGCGGCAUCAGCUACAAGACGUUCGCCGAUGAACCUCUGGAGGCUGGCAUGAUCGUCAGUGAUGAACCUGGAUAUUAUGAAGAUGGAUCUUUUGGCAUUCGCUUGGAAAAUGUGGUCCUUGUCGUACCAACGAAGCCCAAAUACAACUACAGAAACAGAGGGAGUCUGACAUUUGAGCCCCUCACUCUGGUCCCUAUCCAAGUGAAGAUGAUGGACACAGAGCUGCUCACGCAGAAGGAGCGUGACUGGGUGAACGACUACCACAGGAAGUGCAGGGAGGUGGUUGGAGCAGAGCUGGAGAGGCAGGGCAGGAAGGAGGCGCUGGAGUGGCUGAUCAGAGAGAGCCAGCCAAUCGUCUGAGGACUGAUCCAAUCAUGUUGAGAGGGAUUAUGGUCAAUUGCUCAGCAGUGAUAAUCUUUUGUAUUUUUCUCAUUUUUCUCUGUGUCUCACACUUGGCUUCUUUUUGUAAAGUACAUUGUAUCAGCAGUUUAAUUAAAGAUCAAUGAAAUUGCUUAA